Molecule: messenger RNA, 1584 nt
Organism: Sesamum indicum (sesame)
Lineage: Eukaryota; Viridiplantae; Streptophyta; Magnoliopsida; Lamiales; Pedaliaceae
Product: PHAF1 protein At3g51130
Source: RefSeq, a predicted model, not a curated record
CUUUGCUUCUACAGCAAAAUAACUCCACCUUCACAUUCGAAUCCACCGAUUCCAUAACUCCAUCAUUCCUUCGUUCAAUAAUAAAAUUUUCAAUUUUUAGUUUAAACCCAUUUUCCUUGGGAAUUCCCUGUCAUCUUAAUCCCAUCAGCAGUUCAAUCCGAUCCCAAUUUGAUUUGAAGAGCUUUUAUAAGAUGCAGAGAAGUAGACGUAGGUGCGAGGGCACUGCCAUGGGCUGCAUCGUACUCGAUCUUCGUCCUGGCCUCGGCCUCGGCCCUUUCUCUCUCGGGAUGCCGAUAUGCGAAGCUUUUGCUCACAUAGAGCAGCAGCCCAACGUUUAUGAUGUUGUUCAUGUCAAGUACUAUGACGAGGAGCCUCUGAAACUUGACAUGGUUAUUAGCUUCCCUGACCAUGGCUUUCAUCUUAGGUUUGAUCCUUGGUCGCAGAGGCUGCGCCUUAUAGAAAUUUUUGAUGUCAAACGGCUUCAGAUGCGGUAUGCUACUGCCUUGAUCGGUGGACCAUCUACUCUUGCAACAUUUGUAGCUGUCUAUGCUCUUUUUGGGCCAACAUAUCCUGGAAUUUAUGACAAAGAAAGGGGCGUUUACACUCUGUUUUACCCAGGCUUGUCCUUUGCGUUCCCGAUACCCUCACAAUAUGCAGAGUGUUGCCGUAACCGUGAAGCUGAACUGCCCUUGGAGUUUCCUGAUGGCACAACUCCAGUUAGUUGUCGUGUCUCAGUAUAUGAUUCUUCUACAGACAGUAAGGUUGGUGUAGGCACUUCACUGGCCAAGGCAUGUGUACCUCCACUGCCUGCUGGCAGCCUUUACAUGGAAGAAGUGCAAGUGAAGUUAGGGGAAGAAUUGUGGUUUACAGUUGGGGGGCAGCAUAUCCCUUUUGGCGCAUCACCACAGGAUGUAUGGACUGAAUUGGGAAGACCCUGCGGAAUUCAUCAAAAACAGGUGGACCAAAUGGUAAUCCACUCUGCUUCAGAUCCUCGGCCACGAACAACCCUUUGUGGAGAUUACUUCUAUAAUUAUUUCACACGUGGCUUGGACAUCUUGUUUGAUGGGCAGAGCCAUAAAAUAAAAAAGUUUGUUCUGCAUACCAACUAUCCUGGGCAUGCAGAUUUCAACUCAUACAUGAAAUGCAAUUUUCUGAUAUACAGUUCUGAUUUUGGUGGGUCAUGUCAUCAGGAUGUGAAUGCCUCUAAGUGUGCAAUAACGCCUAGUACAAAGUGGGAACAAGUUAAGGAAAUCCUUGGCGACUGCGGUCGAGCUGCCAUUCAAACUCAAGGCUCUACCAGCAAUCCUUUUGGAUCUACAUUUGUGUAUGGUUACCCAAAUAUUGCCUUCGAGGUCAUGAAGAAUGGUUACGUUGCAACUGUGACUCUUUUCCAGUCGUAAUGUUUUACAUGUAGACAUGGAUCAAGGGCAGUUUGUACGGACAAAUGGUGGCUGAACGAGUAUGUAUUACAUUAUAUCUGAUGGAAGGUUUGAACAUGUACAAUUCCUACAACUUGUAUAGUUCUGUAAAUUAUCAUCUCGUACACAAAAAUGGUUAUUUAAUAAAAGUUCUGUGAAAAUCGCA